Molecule: messenger RNA, 2230 nt
Organism: Caretta caretta (loggerhead turtle)
Lineage: Eukaryota; Metazoa; Chordata; Testudines; Cheloniidae
Source: RefSeq, a predicted model, not a curated record
AUUAUCCUCUGCAUGCAGUAAUGUAAACACCUCUUUACUUGCUGACUUUCCAGGCAUGGAAGGGUGGAUGAAACUCAGUGAAACCCUGGUUAUGGGAAAAGAUAGAAAUGAGACAUUGGGCAAAUGGACAGGACUGGACUGACAACAGUGGGGGCUGGCUUCUCAGAAAGAACAGAAACUAAAUAUCCGUCACUGGAAAAUGUUGCUGGUUCCAACUUAAUGUAUUGUGAGGGUCCUAUCCUAUUUCAUCAAUGAAAAUAAGUGAGCAGUCCCAGUCUAAACGGUCAUGUGAUGUCAUUUGUGAUGAUGUCAUAAGAACUAAAGUAACAAUGAGAGAAAUUCUGGAAGUUUGAAUUUGUGCACUGACUAGCAACCACUUUCAAUGUUUCAUCACUUCGGCAAACCUGGAGAAGGGUUCCAAGUGCCGAUUCCGUCACUGUGAAAAAGCCCUUGGCAGUGAGAUUGUGUGCUCAUUAUGGAGAGAGGGAAGAUGUUCACAUCAGCUUUGCCAAUUUAGACAUAUGGAAAUACAGCAAAAAUACAACAGAAUCUCAUGUUUCUGGGAAACACAGCCUUUAGGCUGUGUGAGGAUCAGUUGUGUCUUCCAUCAUAGCAAACCUCGUAAUAUAAAUGGACUUUUUUUGCCACCUAGUAGCAAUGCCACACUCCAAAAGGAAGUUCAAGAAGGAACUCUGCAUCCUGCCCACACUCAAGAACCCGUAAAAGGUCAAGAAAGCAUUUUGAGACCCAUUCAUCCUCCACUGAUCAUAAACAUCAGCCUGGAGGAGGAAGAGGAAGAGGAAGAAGAGGAGAACUAUACCUCUUAUUUAUUGACAAAAACUCCGGCAGACAUUGAGGAAGAAAAAGCAAUAAAGGAGAUGUGUUAUAAAUCUGUAGGAGAAUAUUACAGAAUUCAGACUCCUCAGGAGAACCAGUCAGCAAAAAUCAUGUCUUCAGCACUGAAUAAUGAGCUAUUGAAACCCAUGGAAACUGGCAGAGACUUACAAGAAGGAGAUGGUGUUACAGUUCCAACAAAGUUUAAUAUUAUAGAAAGACAAGGAGAGGUAACAGCAUCAUUAGAUGGUAACACCAGGACUGAUCCUGGUGCCUUUGAAAAUGGAGGAGGUGAUUGUUAUAUACCACAAAGGAGUAUAUUUGUUGGAGGGAAGCAAAGUGAAACAUUAACUGGAGAAAAAGAAUUAAUUACGUCCAGACGUUCAGAUGUGAAAGCAAUGAGCCACACUGAGCCAGUAAAGAAGCGUCACUUUAAAGGAGUGAAGAAAAAGAAAUGGAUUUCUGAAGAACCAAAAAACUCAUUCAGCAUGUUUGCAGGCAAAGCAAUGCAUGCUUCGAAUCCAAAAGGUAAAGCAAAUUGCCAACAAAAUGAUCAAAGCAAAGAUGCUGAAAAUACUUCUUAUGUUCCAUCUCAAAGAGCCAUUGGGAGAAGCAUUUCCUUGAAUUCUCCAGAACCUGGAAGAUCAACAAACAUGACCUACAGUAAUGUCAGUGUUACCAAAGAAUCCAAGCCGAAUCCAUCUACAGACAAAUGGACUGCAGCAUCCUAUAAUUCACCAGCGUGGAGAAAAAGAAGCCCACAUACAAAAGCAUACUCUAAAUCUGAAAAAAUCCAUUCAGAUCCAAGAAGAAAUGGAAGCAAGUGAAAAAGAGAAAGGAAGAGACUUUGAGAAAAUAAAGAAGUGAAGUACAAUCCAUCAUACAAUUUACAAUAAAAAAUGAUAAAAAUGCAAAUUCAAGAAAUGAGAUUAUCACAUGCUUCACACUGGAGAUCCAAAGAUGAUAAAAUGCAAUUUCUAAAAAUAAGAUGCAGGAAGUGUACACUGUAUGGUUUCAAAACUGAUAAAAACGCAAAUUAAAAAAAACCUACAUACUGCUUGUGUAUUUAUGAGGUCUGCAGUCUAUUCAGUAUAGUGCUGAAGUUUAACCUAGUUUGAAAGUUGGACUAUUCAAGUCAUUUUUAACUGUGAUCCUGGCUGUAAAGUACAGAUUGAUUCUAAACCAGAUCUUUGAUCUCUACAGGGAAAAGAUCCUUGAAUGCAGCCUCCUUCCAUUUUGUUUGCCCAAAUGCUGUAGUACAUACUUAAUAAUGAGAAUGGAUGUGGCUAGCUGGAUUUAGUGAAGCAGAGCAGCAGUUCAGAGACAGUCUUGAUCUGUAAGAUAGACAGUCUUGAUAAACAGGCAAAGACAGUUUUGAUCUGUAUGAUAGGGUCUG